This is a messenger RNA of Bolinopsis microptera, 2741 nucleotides long. RefSeq names its product ATP-dependent DNA helicase Q1-like. Gene Ontology annotation, molecular function: four-way junction helicase activity; nucleic acid binding; 3'-5' DNA helicase activity. Lineage: Eukaryota; Metazoa; Ctenophora; Tentaculata; Lobata; Bolinopsidae. Gene Ontology annotation, cellular component: cytoplasm; chromosome. Gene Ontology annotation, biological process: double-strand break repair via homologous recombination. The record is from RefSeq and is a predicted model, not a curated record. The transcript has 14 exons. The coding region runs from base 1 to 1962 and encodes 653 amino acids.
AUGCCACCCGAUGAAGUAGUUGUUAUAAAAAGUGAAGAUGAGUUUGAAGAUGACAGUGGUGAUGAGUUUGAAGAUGACAGCGAUGAUGAAAUGGAGCUUGCACUACUUGAUUCUAACCUCGCUCAAAUACAGACUAAAAUAGAUAACCUGGUCGAUCAGAAGGAAACAAUCCUGGCAAAGAAGGGUGUGGUGCUGGGCAGAAUGAAAGAAAAAAAGUGUCGUCAAACCUCGCGAGAGAUCGCUUCUCAACGAGCUAAGACAAACAUCAUUGCCCCAUUGAUGGUGGAAAAGCUCAAGAAACUAGCUAACGAGAACUUUGGUAUCAAGGAUUUCCGUCCUUUACAGCUUGAGACUAUGUUGAUGACACUGCGAGGAGAAGACUGUAUCCUGAUAAUGCCCACCGGAGGGGGGAAGAGUCUGACGUUCCAAUUACCAGCUUUAGCAGCUCCAGGGGUCUCUGUUGUGGUUUCUCCUCUCAUAUCCCUCAUGGAGGAUCAGGUGUCAGGGCUGAAGAAGCAAGGACUUGAUGUCGCCAUGAUAACUGGUUCAACUCCUCAAGAUGAACAAUCUCUGAUCCUCAAAAAAAUGUCUGACCCUAACUCCAAACUUAAACUUGUUUACGUUACACCUGAGAAAAUAUCCAAAGCAAAAAGGUUUCAGAGUGCUAUGGAGAAAAGCUAUGAAGCAGGUCUGCUUGCUAGAAUUGUUAUAGAUGAAGUGCACUGUGUGAGCCAAUGGGGACACGACUUCAGACCUGAUUAUAAGAUACUUGGAACUCUAAAGAGACAAUAUCCCAACACCCCGAUUCUUGGUCUGACAGCUACUGCAACAGAUAAAGUUCUCGCUGAUGUACUGAGUGUACUACAUUUGAACCACUGUAAACCUCUGAGAGCUGGGUUUAACAGAUCUAACCUUGUGUAUGAAGUACAACAGAAAGGAAGCAACCCUCAGGCUGUUGCCGACCAAAUUGCUGAUAUGAUUAAAGGAAGGUUUGCUGGUCAGAGUGGUCUGAUCUACUGCUUCUCAAGAAACGACUGUGAGAUAGUGAUGAGCAGUCUCGCUAAGUUAAACUUGAAGGUGGAUUAUUACCAUGCUGCUCUGAGUGUAGCUGAACGCAAGGUAAUACACCACAAGUGGCUACGGAAUGAGCUACAGUGUAUAGUUGCUACAGUCGCCUUUGGUAUGGGAAUUGAUAAGAAGGACGUGAGGUUUAUAAUCCACCACACUAUAAGUAAGAGUAUAGAGAACUACUACCAAGAGAGUGGCAGGGCAGGGAGGGAUGGUCUAACUGCACAUUGUGUACUCUUGUUUACACCAUCCGAUCUCUUCAAGAUAACAACCAUGACCUGUCAGGAAAUAUCUGGUACUGGUAAAGCGUACGAGAUGUUGGGGUACGCAAUAAGCACUGAAUGCAGACGCGCUGCACUUGCAUGUCACUUCGGUGAGGAUGUGGGCGCUGCACAGUGCAAGAAAAUGUGCGACAACUGCAAGAGUGAUGUAGAAAUUGUCAAGAAAGAUAUGACGUUCUAUGUUCAGGAGCUUCUUAAUGUCCUUGACAAAAAAGACAAAGACUUGACGUUUGCGAUGAUAAUAUCAGAAUGGAAGAGUAAGCGAUCAGCAAAGACAAAGAAAGUAGUAAACACUUACCUUGAUAAGAUAAUAGUCCACUGUUUGCACGAAGGAGUUUUAAAAGAGAAAUUCAAAGCUGGAAUGUAUAAACCGUUCUCGUACUGCGAAGAAGGAAUGUACGCUCGUGCUGUGAAGCACGGAACUAAAAAAGUCUACAUGAACAUUCCUCAUUCACAUUCCCCUCAGUUCGUAGCUACUUCUGAAACUCAGUCUGUUUUAGCGAUAGCACCCGAAAACAAGGCUCCUACUCACAAGAUAUUGACAAAAUCCAAAGCUAAAUCUACGUCAACAAAGAAACGAAAAGCAAUAGUAUUUGAUAGUGACAGCGACUGAAAUCGUUCAAAACACUUUUUAAUUUUUUUAAUAAAAUUAUUUAAUUUAUUACUCAUUGUGUUUUAUCUAAUUUAUACUUUUUAACAAUGUUGGGAAUGUUGACCAGCUGCUAAAUAUUCUGAAUUUUUGCCCCGUUUUUAAUCAGCAGUUUGUAACAUGAAUCAAGUAAGAUUUCUUUUUCUACAAGCUCCAACAAUACCGCAAGUAAUUUGACUUUUUUAGUACAUGAGUUGCCAUAUGUCGAGCAGCAGCCACUAGUGACAUUAGUUCCAGUACACAGUGUACAAUAUUGUACACAGUGUACAAUAUUGUAUUCCCAGUGUGCACUGCUGUAGUUGCUAGCAUUAUCAUGAUCUCUUUUGUGGACCAAUUAGCAGCGAGAUUCGCCACUCGCCGUUCUUAUUGUACCAUUUUGAAGACAUUUCACUGUCAAAAUCUUUGUUUUGUUGUUUGACGCUAUGAUGAAAAGAUUUGUGUGCGUUGAAUAUUUUGAAUUAUAUAUCAGGAGUUUUAUUCGAUAUGUUGUAAAAUGUUGAUGAUUUAUCUACUGUAACGUGCGUGCUUGUGCUUGCCACCGGACCAAAAUUUGUUGAUGUAUUUUACUUUGGGAAGUCAAUUAGUUUUUUGUGAAAUCUGUAUGAACUUUAAACAUUAAUUUGAAAUUUGAACACAUAUUCAAAUCGUGAACACUGAUCUGAAACUAGAAAAAUUAGACCAUAAUUGUUAAAACAUAGACAUUUUAUUUUAAUAUAAUAUUGUAGCUUGUAUCUUGUGUUUGU